Molecule: messenger RNA, 3424 nt
Organism: Sclerotinia trifoliorum
Lineage: Eukaryota; Fungi; Ascomycota; Leotiomycetes; Helotiales; Sclerotiniaceae
Source: the annotation of a GenBank genome assembly
UUGAAUGAAUGAAUGAACGGAUGGAUUGGUGAAUGUUGUUUCCAUCUCCUACCUUCUCUUUUACCUCGAACCUCUUCUUCUACCAUUAACCUCGUCUUCUACCAUUAACCUCUUCUUCUACCAUUAACCUUCUCUCCUACCAUUAACCUUCUCUCCUACCUUCAACCUCCUUCUCUCCCUUCUCCCUCUCCCUCUCCCUCUCCUUUCUACCUUCGCCUCCAACCUUCUAUCAUAUUCUUGCCGUGCCUCUUCAUUACAUCCAUCCAUCCAUCCAUCCAUCCAUCCUCCAUCCAUCCAUCCUCUCUACAUCUCACUACUCUCACUGCCUCACACGUAUCUUUCUGAUCGACCCACCCACACAACGCCUUCCGUCUUUUAUUCCCGCCCCCAUACUAAUUAAUUAAUUAAUACGGAGUGUGGUGAUGAUAAAAUAAACUUGGUUCAGGAAAAGAAAAGAAAAGAAAAGAAUCAACUCCACCGCCGUUCCACUUGGAAUCUUUGACUUUAUCCAUUAUCCAUCCAUGAUCCAUUCACCACUCCACAUAUCGGAAUCGCAUUCUCGAUAUAUCAAAUAUCAAAUAUCAAAAGCUCCCAAAAUCCAUCAACGCUACCAAAAAGUAUCCACGUUUUCAUCUUAGUGGUUUUCAAGUGUCUCAACUCUUCCGAAUGCCCCUCUAUCGCUCGAAUCAUAUCAACAUCAAAAGGUCCAAGCAUCACAAGUAUCCCACUUACUUAGGAACAACAACAACACCAACACCAACACCAACAACAACUACUUUUUCUUACUUUUACUCCAUAUCCUUCUAGAAUAAUACUUAGCAUUACCAAUCCGGAGUCUUGGAAUAUUGCCCUUGAAUCAGCUUCAUGCCAAAUCAUACAUACAAUUCGAAACACCACGUUUUCUACCACGUUAUUGAUGUACCACCACUUGGAUUCAAGGAACCAAAAAAGAUACAGUCAUGUUAGUGUCUAUGGCCGGAGUCGUCCGUCAUCAAUAAGUUGAUUUACUUUUUUACCAAAAGUGUUGAAUACUACUUCAACAACCCCUCAAUAUUCACUCAUAUCCAUACCUACUCGAAUAUAAUUCUCAAUUGACUACUUCGAAUCUACAUUACAUACUUUUCCUCUUUGACAAUCCACUAUCAAUACACCGCACCGAAUCUAUCUUACCUUUCGCAAGUAAACCAAACCAAACCAAUUUCAAAAUGCCUCAAUACAUGCGAAGAUAUACUACCGAUCAUAGUACGAGUAGUAGAAAUUCACGUCGGAGUGAUGAAUCUUCUCAAGAAUCUCAUAGCACAGCACCUACCUCAAUAUAUGGCAGUCCUCGACCAUCAAUCCAUCAAUAUUACGCCGAAAAACCCAUCUACUACCAAAAGGAUAGUAUAGAGUUGCCUCCUUAUGACAUAUCCCCAGCAGCAACACAGUAUCCUCGAUCAUCUCAAGAAACAUACGCUUCAACCUCUCCAUCUCAAGAAGAUCUUUUUGACGAACCUGAAGAUUUUGAUCCAGAAUAUGAAGUACCGGAAUAUAAAACUGUGGUUGAAAAUAACUUGAGACCAUCCACCGCUCAAGAUUUCGCACAUUUCUUUCCUUCGACAAAACGUUUAUACAUUCGUCAUGAUGAUACUUCUUAUGAUGGAAAUAUGAAUCUUCGCGUCGAAACUGAAGAUGGCCAUGGUCAAGAUAAAGAAGUAAUUCAACUCUUUCAUCUUCGAAUGCAUGAUCUCAAGAACAGAGAAUUUAGUCUUCGUCGAUACGAACGCUCAAGUGGUCGAGAAGUUUGUCAUUCGAGUAUGAAAUACGCAAAAUCUGCCGCUGAAAGAAGACCUUCUUCAUUAACUCGUUCGGUUAGUAAUGCUUUUGCAAGUAUUCGCAAACCAUCCAUGUCAAGAACAAAUUCUGCAGUUUCUACUCAUAAACCUACGGGAGGAAUCAAAAGACAUGAUAGUGGUUAUGCGUCAAAUUCCGAUUCCGAUUCCGACGUCGAAGCAUUCAUGGCUUCAAAAAAACCAGCCGCCUCUCAGAUCCCUACCAACACUACCAAGCUAGAAUUUUCCAAUUACGCUCAAGUAGAAGUUAAGCGUCGUGGAGCAAAAGCUUCAAAACGUUAUGAAUUCGAAUAUUGGGGUCAUUCAUAUUCAUGGAAACGUGUUGUGGAAAAAGAUGGAGAAGGAAAAGCUAUUUCCUAUCAUUUAUUCAAAGGGGAUUCCGGAGCAGCUGUGGCGCAUAUUGUACCGGAAUUGAGAUCACCGGCUCAAAUACAAGAGGAGGAAUUAGUUGGGGGUUGGGUACCACCUUGUCAGAUGUGGAUUAGCGAUAGGAGUGUUUUGACGGCUGUUACAGAUGUUGCUGAGUAAGUAUUUCAUUGUUUCUUUCGUACAUAUUCAUCUUCUUUCCAAUCCUACCCACAGAACAAAUCUAACGUUCCAAUAGCGUCAUCAUCUCCACUGGCCUCAUAGCCCUCGUCGACGACAGCAUAAAACGACAUUUCGACCUUAAACCCCACUCCAAACCCACCUCAUCUCAUUCCUCCCACUCCUCCCACUCCCACUCCCAUCCCCACUCAAACUCGCAUUCAAACCCCCAUACAAAUCCAACCUCACAAUCACAUUCCCCCCGCACCCAAAUCACCGUCCCCCUCCACCCCCUCAAAAUGGACAUGGAAUUCGUAAAUCCCCGCACGAUGGUCGAACACAUGUUUAAGCGGAGAAAUUCAGGAAGUUCAAAUAAAUCACCCACGGAAGAGAAGAAAAAACAUUCUCCGCUUAGAUAUGAAGAGAGGGUUGCUUAUAUGGGGAGAGUGUAGGGUUUCAAGAGAGAAACCGAUAUCGACAGAUGUUUUUGAUGUGUUACAGAUUUGGAUAUGGAUAUGGAUACGGAUAUGGAUACAGACAGAUGCAGUACAGCACAAGUACAGAUUUGGAUUACAGGACAUUUUGGUUGGUUAGUGGGUUUUGGUUGGGUUGGUUGGUUGGUUUUGGUGGAUGGGUUGGUAAUUUUGAUAAUUUGAUGGUUUCUGAAGCGAAUGAAAUGGGUGGAUAGGAUGCGUAUGCUGCAGGUGUUUAGGAUCGGGAUGGGGAUUGCGGUAUCACUGUUAAAGUUAAAGUUAAGGCUAAGGAAAUUUCACAAAUGGAAAUGGGAAAGGAAGUUUUGUUCGCGAUCUUGGUCGUAAUUCAUUUAUUUAUUCCUUUCUUUACGAUUUGUUUUUUUAUUUGUUUAUUUAUUUACAAACACAAGCAAAAGAAGAGUACAAGCGCAGGCUGGAACACAAUGGGAAGCAAUAUAUGGAUGAAUGGAUCAAUAAAUAUGAGGGGGUUGAAUUGGUACACAGUACACAAGUAUAUGUAUGUUAUGUUAUGUAUAUUUAAAUGAAUGAGCUUGGAUAAAAGAAAAGAAAUGAUUUCGGAUAUCAAGGCAAAAU